Balaenoptera acutorostrata (minke whale) is the source of this 580-nucleotide messenger RNA. It is a transcript of the gene AAMDC, whose product is annotated as adipogenesis associated Mth938 domain containing. NCBI's taxonomy places the organism in Eukaryota, Metazoa, Chordata, Mammalia, Artiodactyla, Balaenopteridae. Gene Ontology annotation, biological process: positive regulation of fat cell differentiation. The transcript is spliced from 4 exons. Gene Ontology annotation, cellular component: cytoplasm. Bases 178 to 546 code for a protein of 122 amino acids. The record is from RefSeq and is a predicted model, not a curated record.
AGGCUUGAAGGGGGCGGAGCUUCACUCGAUAACAGGCCAAAAGACUUUUCCAGGGCCGGGCGAGUCGCGGGGAUCGCCUAAACGGGUCCGCCGGAGCAAAGGUGAGAGGUAAAGCAGGGAGCCGUUCGAGAUCGCUGCUCCUCGGAGAGAGGGCGUUGGAGUUCAAUUAAGUUCCUUAUGUCUUCCCCUGAAAUUGCUUCCCUCUCAUGGGGGCAAAUGAAAGUACAAGGCUCUACUAAAAUCUAUAAGGACUGCAAAGUGUGGCCAGGGGGAAGUCGGGCUUGGGAUUGGCGAGAAACAGGAACUGAGCAUUCUCCUGGUGUGCAGCCUGCAGAUGUGGAGGAAGUUGUCGAGAAGGGUGUGCAGAUCCUUGUCAUUGGCCGAGGGAUGAGUGAGGCCUUGAAGGUACCCCUAUCAACCGUGGAAUACCUCAAGAAAAAAGGCAUUGAUGUGCGGGUCCUCCAGACAGAGCAGGCAGUGAAGGAGUAUAAUGCCUUGGUUACCCAAGGCAUCAGGGUGGGAGGGGUCUUCCAUUCCACCUGCUGAUGGAGCCUUAAGAGAAUAAAUCACUAAGCAAUGA